AAAUGAUAGCAUCUGUUUGUCUUCAACUCAGCUAAUUUGCACGAAACUCCAUCAAAGAAAAUCUUAUUUCCCUUUCAUUUUUAAACAAAAAAAAUGCCUCCUAAAAGAGGAAAGCCCAAAGCGGCCGCUACUACCGAAGUCAUAAGCACCUCACGCUUCAAAACAUUGAAGGUGAAUGAGCGGAUCUCGAUCAAAAACUUCGUGGAAAAACACAAGCUGAAAUUUGCAACUGGACGAGGAUUCUAUCAACUGACAAAGCCGGAGACGAUUCAGUUCCACAAAGAGAUUGUCGUGAGACGAAAAUCGGACGACACUAUGGCUUCUGGAGACGAGGUAAAAUUAAUUCAUUGCUUUGAAAUAACUUCAGGUACUGAUAUGAGUUGCAUCUUGGUAACGUUAUUGCGGCGUUAUUUUUAUCCAUUAACGAAGCAGAUGAAUCGAUUGAGCCAACGUUUAUCUUCCUUUUGCACCUAUAAAUAGGAUUUGAUCGCCGUUCUUUUUGUAUUAUCAGUUACAUAUUGCAGCAAAACAAAUUAGACCCGCUACCAAAAUCAGUUUUGUUUUCUGCUGGAAGUUAAUUUCUGAAAAUGGAAACAAAGUUAUAGUGCACAGCUGUUAAAAUUUCCAUAAACAACUGUUUAAUUCUUAAACGAGCCUUCGAUUUUAAAUUUAUGUUAGCAGUGCUUGGGAAUUGAUUACCAGCUUGAGUUUUGAACCAGUUUCAGGACAAACGUACUCUGAAACUUUCAACUUUUAAUGCUGACAAAACUUUGAUAGGUAUGAUCAACUUAGAUUAAGUUGAAUCUAUGCUCCGAGUACAAGUUAGAUAAGGUAUGUAAGAGAACAUUUUCAAAGGCUCAAAUGGAAUUAGAAACCUUUGAAAAAUUUAUGAGUGCCUAUUUAUUGCCAAAUUGGAAAUGAUCAUCAAAUUAAAUAUAUGCUUUGAUAAAGGUAUUAAACUAUUGAAGUUUUUCAUUCAUAUUUUUAGGUUCGUGAAUUACUUGGGAUUGGAAAUGAAACAGCAAAAUUUAAAUUAGACAAGGAUAAAUUGGAGGAUUUUGAUGUGUUUGUGCAGUCAACCUCAUACAACCGUGUCUUGAUGCCAGAUACAGAGUUCUUAUAUGACACAGGAGAAGGUGGAGUUGUCUCGUCAGAAGUGGAGGCAGCAAAACCAGCAGCAGCAAUUUCUGCAGAUGAUGCCAAGGAGAAACCCAGCACAAGCCGAGGAGUGGGCAGAGGAAAGCGCAAAAAAGCAGAAGAGGUGUCAAUUUUCAUCACUGCAUUUUGAUUAAAUAUAAAACUAUUGAAAUUUUCAUUAAGUUAUUAACCCUUUGAACCCUGAAUAACUAGCAUCUAAUUUCCCCUUAAAAUUUCACCCUUGAAUCACUCUGUAAGGUCUUGAGAAUAAUGGAAAUGAUCACCAACAAAGCUCUUGAUUGUUAAACAAAUUCUCCUCAAUUACACCUGAAGAAAUGUAUAGAAAACAGUAUGGAGAACGUGUAUACUGAUAUUAGGGUGUGAAGGGUAAAGUAUGGCUGUAAUAGCAUAAAAACAGGUUGCAGUUAGUCAUUGUGGUAAAUGCAUUUCUAAUGAUUGUUUCAUGUUAUCACUUCCCAUGCCAAUUGUGAUAUUUUAACUGGCGUGCACACUGGGAGUCUUCCUCAGGUGAUGAGGUUAACUGAAUAUAAUUGUGUAUUCUCAUGAACAAUCAUGUACAGCUCUGAUUGGCUUUUAUUUCACAGCUGUUAUUAGCCCAUUUUCAUUAAGUGCUCCCUCUGUGGUCCAUAGUUGCACAGCUCUUCCAGUCAGUUGUGGUUUUUUUUUCCAUAUCAGCAGCCCUCAUGCUUCUAAGAUUGCUAUUCCACUGUCCUUGUGGAUGUUGUCAGUGUGAAGUCUCAUGUGGGAUUGCCUUUCUUAUUUAGGCUUUAUCCAUAAAACUAAGCUUAGGAAUUUGGUGGCAGUGGGAAGCAAUUGCUCUCAGCAGUCAACCCAAUCCCUGCUUCCCUAGUGCUUGUAUAUGACUUAAUAAAGUGUAAAAAGAUCUUCAAAGAUUUUUCAGCCAUGAACCUUGAGUUAUUUUGCAUUUUUAGAAGCCAACAGUUGAGGUAAAGAAGGAAGAUAAAGCAUCAUCACCAGCUAAGAAAGCAAAACCAGCAGCAGCAAGUACAGCAUCAGGAGGAGCUGACGUCAAAGAAAUAGUAUUCUCAUUUGAUACCACAGGAUCAAUGUACCCCUGCCUCACUCAGGUGACAAAGAACUACUUGUCUAGAGAGCUGUGUCAUGUAAAAUUGUGGUUAAGUCCUAAAUAUUCAAACUUUGUACAAGGUACCAAAUUCUGGAAUCUCAUUGGCUAAGCUAAGCCAGUCAAUGGUUUGCAAUGUACAGUUUUUACUUGUUUUUGAUGCCUUUCCCUCCUAAACUAAUUUUUCUGAGAUCCAAAUUUUAGCUUUAUCUAAAUAUUACCUUAAGUUAACUUCUUUCUAAACUCCCCUAUCAUCUGUUCUUCAUUUUGUCCUUUUUUUUUAUUUUUGAAUUACUUUUAACCUUUUAACUCCUAAGAUCUGAUUGUUAAUUCUCACCUCUAGCUGCUACACAUUUCUUUUUAAUUUGGUUAUGAGAAUUCGGUGUUCAAUCAAGAUAAUGCCUUGAACCUGAUAAGUUUGAGUAAUCUCACUACCUUUUUGCAGAAUAAUGUAUGAAUACUAUUGGGAGAAGUUACAUGUUAAUCACUUCUGGGAGUUCAAGGUUUAAAUUGUACAACUGGCAAACACAUUCUUUUGCUCCAAUUCAUUCUUAACAGUCUCUAAUGCUAAAAAAUUGAGAAAAGAAUUUCAGUCAUACAAAAAAACCAAGAAACUGAAAAAUACCCUUGACACUACCUUAUAUUCCUUGUUUACAAUUUUAUUUUUAUAAAGGUUCUUGAAUAAAUAAGGCACGUUAGUCCAGGCAGUGAUUCCCAAGUUGCUGAAAAAUUUGUUGGAUGUCAAAUUUUUGUUUUCUGGAUAUUUACAUGGUGGAGGUUUCAUAUGCUUUCCAGGGUACUUGAAGAAGAGGAAUCCCUGGAAUCAAACUUAAUGCAAUAGCCAGCCAUAAAAAUGUUCUCAACAUACAAUACUAAUUGAUUCACAAGAGAGACCUCUAUACCGACCACAUUAUGAUUUAAAGCUGGAAUGGAAAAUUGCUCAAACAGUCAUGCCAGAACAAAGCUUUAUAUUACCAAACUUUUAAUAAAGAUGAUACUACUUCCUAUUUGCUCUGCCAAUAAUUUAACUUCCAAAACUUAUUUAUUGGGUUUUCCAGGUCAGAAAGAGGGUUGAAGAAACAGUCACUCGCCUCUUCAGAGAAAUUCCUGGUAUUCGCAUCGCAGUGUUUGCUCAUGGCGACUAUCAAGAUAAAGAAUCAACUUAUGAUACAAAAUGGGUAGACUUCAGUACAGACAAAAAGAAAAUAUGUAACUUUAUCAAGAAUGUAUCAUCAACAUGUGGAUAUGAUUCAGAUGAAUGCUAUGAACUUGUUCUUAGACAGGUGAGUGACAUUUUUUUGGCAAAGAUGGUUUUUGUAGUUGGUCAACAGGUUUUUACUUUUUUUUUUCAAUUAAAUAUAUAUAAUUGGAACAUUUAAAGGAAAAUGAAAUAAUGGCAAUUGUCUUCUUUGCUACACCAAUCAAAUCCUUUCACCAGUUUUCAUCUAUGUCAGUCGUUUUGAAUGUGACAGAUUAGGAGAAGGGGGGGUGGGGCAGUUGCAAAAUAGUGGUAAGCAUAAAUGUGAUUUUCAGAUUGGGAAUUUAUCUUACCAUCUGGACACGUCCUCAAGCACCUGGUAUGAGUGAAUUUAAGGGGGGUGGACACAGGAGAAGAGUGGCAUGAGGAUAAAUAAAAGGAGCGUCUUACUUUUAAGUUGUGGCCACACAACUUUUAGAACCUGUCAUGCAGGUUGCUUACCUCCUCCUAUCUAAUCUAACCAGUAAAACAAUUUUUAAGAAACAUAUUCACAGACCAUCCAUUUCAAUCUACUUCAAUCGUCGGGCAGAGCGCAGUAAACUAACAAGCGUGAACGGAACGCAGAGGGGUGGGGGUCCUGCUUUGUGGGAGCUCUCGCAAGCUCAAGCGAAUUGAACCAAAAAAAGUUAACAAACAAACAGUCAAAUAGUAAAAAAAGAAAUUGAAAUCCAGCAUGCCCUGUAACCUCGGCUCGUUGGAUGCGCAAAGAAAGAUUAAAUCGGACUUCUUAGCUGCAGGAGCUUGUCUUGUUUUCUGUAACAAGAAGAGUCCUGGAAUAGUGUUACUUCUCUUGCAAUGAAUUUAAAGUCUACUUCAGGUAACCCUCGGCAUCUCGCUAGGGCUCCAUGAUACACGAGGCCUAAACCAAACCGCUGUUUAUGCAAGCAGUGAGCCUCAGGCUUUCUCUAUAAGAGGGUAGAUGUAAUUAAAUAAAUAUCCUUCCACAGUUAGCUUUCGGCUCUAUUGACAAUGUUCACGAAAAGAACUGUUCAGAUGAAAGAUUCGGCUAAAUUGAAGGCAGCUUAGAACGCGGUUUAGUUAAACAACGGCUAAGCUCUGUUUAAAUAACCGGCUCUUUAACUCCUAUGAGUGACCAAGACAGAAUUUCUCCUUACAAUAUCAAUAUCUCCGAUACAAUAUCAAGCAGACAAGCGAUGGGUUCAAAGAAAUAUAUCAAUUAGGGGAUUAUUAGUUGAUGCAACACCAAAUUCUCCAAACUAACAUUAUACGAAUUGUAUGGCAGACAGUAAGGAGAAUUACUGAUGAGAUCUUGGGAGUGUAAGGGUGAACUCUGUGUUAAGACUUAGUCCUUUGGAGUUUGGUCCUGAUAACUUUUGCUGACGUCUUCCAAAAUUCGCGAACUUUAAUGCAAAUCUGUGGUUGACGGCUUAAAGCAUAGGUUACCUCUGUAUCAUUUCCCAGUCUUUUUUAUUCCAUUAAAAUCAAACUCACUUCAUACGAUGUAAAUCUGGUAUAAAAUGUGAGAUCAUAGAAUUAAAAGCUGUCAAACAAUGCAGUUAUGAAUGUUCAGAAAGGAAUUAAUGUACUAAGUCAAAUGCGUUCAGUCUUACUCUUGUAUUUAAAAAAAUUUCUGGCCAAAAAAAGUUUCCUUUUCCCUUUCCUACUGUUGCGUGUGGUUCUUAUGGAGUGUUUUUGUUCUUAUCUAAGGUUCGUGAAGAGCUGUCCUGGACACCAGACUCCCAACGUUCGUUAGUGAUAAUAGGCGACGCCUCACCCCAUCCCCCUUCGUACCACUUGAACACACUGAAAAUUGACUGGAAGGAGGAAGCUAAGAAACUCUACAAUGAGAUGAGCGUGCGGAUUUACUCGGUCCAGUGUCUUAACUACGGUGGCUCUGACACCUUCUAUCGUAAAAUCGCUGAGUUUACCUGUGGUUGGCACUUGAAGCUAGAUCAAUUCGCUUCCAUCGUCGAUUUCCUAACGGCCAUUUGCUAUCGAGAACAGGGAGUGGAGCAACUGGAAGCUUAUGAGGCAGAGGUCAAGUCAAGGUCAAAGGGCUCUGGGUUGAAUCGUAACUUGCAUGCCUUGUUUGACACUCUAGCCGGUAGGAGCACCAGUACCUACACCGGUGGAAGUGAUCACGAGGGACUGGAACCGGUCAAUCCGUCUCGAUUUCAGGUAAAUGACAUCACGGUGCGUUACAUAUGAAAGAACAGGAUAUCUAAGAUAGGACGCGCGCUCUCAUUGGUCGAUUGGUGUUUUAGAUAGAAAUUUAUAGGGUAUUUAAGAAAGUGCGCACUCUCUAAUUGGUCGAAUGAGUCCCAAAACUCUUUCAUGCCCGUGAACACAAACUAGUUUAUUUUACUAUGUCUGUUGGUUCAAGAAGAGGGGGAAGAUUUCAAUUCAACAAACUUUUGAAUGUAGCGAACAGUACAUUGUAACACGUCCCUCUAAACUGAUCAAUUGUAACGCUGAAGUGGCUCAGACAGCUCACUUCAUACGUUUUUCAUCGCCAGAUCCUGGAAGUCGACGAACGCGGCGACAUUCGCUCUUUCGUCGAGAAGAACGACCUUCCCUUCAAAACAGGACGUGGGUUUUACGAGUUCACGAAGCCAGAAAAAAUUUCGGACAAGAAGGAAGUCGUUUUGGUGGACAAGGCCUCCGGGGACAUGUUUACUGGACCUGAAGCAUGCGCAAUGAUCGGAGCGGGAGGGGCAAGCAAAAUCAAGCCCACGUCGUUUGACAAAUGGCGGGUUUUUGUGCAGAGUACCUCGUACAACAGGGUUCUGAUGCCUGGUACUGGGUUCUUGUACGAAGUGGACACAGAUCGCUGAUCCCUCUGAUUGACAGUUUAGCACAAAGGUUUUCUCAUGAGAUUGUAAAUGGUUCCUUUUGACCCAGAAAGUGGGUGGAAAAUGGAAUGAAACUUUAGAGUAACACUUUUCUGUACUGAGGAAACAUAAAACAAACAAACAAACAAAAUCAAAACCAAAACCAAAACCAAAACCAAAACUAUCAAGAAAUCAAAAAGUAAAAAAACAUAGAUUCAACCUACAAGUAGGCACGAGAUGUAUCAGUCACUCAUUCAAAAUUGAAAGAAAUUUUUUAUCACUUUAGAAGUUUAAGACCGAUGGUACUAUUUUUUUCAACAGACACACGAAGGUCGAUGUCAUUGAAUACGUUUAACCGAUCACUUUUUUAAAAAAUUUAAGGAUUUAAAACUGAUAAACUUUUAGGUAAGUAACGUGUCGGUUUUUUUAGUUUUUUUUUUAGAGUUUUACUUGAGAGUACCUCUCGACAAGGGUUAUAAAAAAGUGUAAGUAACUACAGGAGGUUGUCAGGACAAAGGUAGCGAGAGACUGGCGAGAACUUUUCAGAACAAACAGAUUAAAAGAAAGCAAGGCCAAAGAAAUCUCAGAUUGCGAUAAGCAUUCAAUUGAACAACGCUCUGAAAUGCGCACACAUUUUUAGUCGGAGUAAUCGAUCUGAACUGGUACUUGAUUUGCUGAAAAUUUACUUCAGUAUUAUUGACUUUUACUGAGAAAGGUUGUCAAUAUACUUUUGGUUUAAGGGGUUGGGAUUAAUUUUGUGGAAGCUUAUUGAAAAUUUUGUGUCUACUAAGGGGACUAGGGUUGACGCACAUUAACUCAAACUUUCAAGGUUAAUCAAAAAGUGAUACAUUUGUCAAGGUGAAAACUGACACUCAAAUUACUAGAAUGGAAAUUAAUAAAACACUUGGGUUUAUUGAGAGUUGGAGUCUUAAAAAGCCAACUGUAUGUAUUAACUAAGUGGAUAGAAACUUUGCACUUUAAACCUUAGAUUUUCUUAAGCGUACUAUUUCACACGCUCAGAAGGGCGUGGCCUUGAAUUGUAUGCGGAAAAACUUUUUACUUUAGCAAAGUGUCACUAAAACAACUCAAAAAAGGUCAAUAUAACGGGUUCCUAUCAAUUAAAAUUUGCGUGGUUAUUUAC
Molecule: messenger RNA, 7433 nt
Organism: Pocillopora meandrina
Lineage: Eukaryota; Metazoa; Cnidaria; Anthozoa; Scleractinia; Pocilloporidae
Source: the annotation of a GenBank genome assembly